This is a messenger RNA of Salvia splendens (bonfire salvia), 1380 nucleotides long. Its product is annotated as ribulose-phosphate 3-epimerase, chloroplastic. Bases 283 to 1122 code for a protein of 279 amino acids. Gene Ontology annotation, molecular function: D-ribulose-phosphate 3-epimerase activity. NCBI's taxonomy places the organism in Eukaryota, Viridiplantae, Streptophyta, Magnoliopsida, Lamiales, Lamiaceae. Gene Ontology annotation, biological process: pentose-phosphate shunt; carbohydrate metabolic process. The record is from RefSeq and is a predicted model, not a curated record. The transcript has 10 exons.
CAAAAGCAGUGUGUGUGUUACACACACCAACUCCUCCGCAAAUUAACCAGCAGCCAACCAUUGCUGAUAACAAAACACCCCACCAUUCCUUCUUCGCUAAAUCCACGUGUCACCCCAAUAUCCCAUCCUCAACAACCCCAAUUCUUGCUUAUUUCUCAAAACAUAGGAGGGAAAAAUCAAUUCAACCGUUUUCCUUUUUCUUGUUCAAGAAUUCUCAUAUAUUGCCCAAAAAGGAAGAAUCUUGAAAGAAAGAAAGAAGAUUAGUGCUAAAUAUUAAAGAAUAUGGCGUCAGCAGCUGCUUCUUUGGGUUCGUCAGCUUUGAUUCAAGGUGGGCUUACAGGUCAAAAGCUCUCUCUUGCAACCCCCACUUCUCUCACUUGUACAAGGAGAAGAUCUAGAGCUGUAGUUAAGGCAACUGCUCGAGUUGAUAAGUUCUCCAAAAGUGACAUCAUUGUGUCUCCAUCAAUUCUUUCUGCUAAUUUUGCCAAAUUAGGAGAGCAGGUCAAAGCAGUGGAGGUGGCAGGUUGCGAUUGGAUUCACGUUGAUGUGAUGGAUGGCCGUUUUGUGCCAAACAUUACAAUCGGCCCCCUCAUAGUAGAUGCUUUGCGCCCUGUCACCGAUCUCCCAUUGGAUGUGCAUUUGAUGAUUGUGGAGCCUGAGCAACGAGUCCCGGACUUCAUCAAGGCUGGAGCUGACAUAGUUAGUGUUCAUUGCGAACUAGCUUCAACCAUUCAUUUGCAUCGUACAGUGAAUCAAAUUAAGAGCUUGGGUGCUAAAGCCGGAGUUGUUCUGAACCCUGGAACUCCAUUAAGUACCAUAGAGUAUGUUCUUGAUGUGGUUGAUUUGGUAUUGAUCAUGUCUGUAAAUCCCGGGUUUGGUGGGCAAAGCUUCAUAGAGAGCCAAGUAAAGAAAAUAUCAGAUUUGAGAAGUUUGUGCGCUCAGAAGGGAGUGAACCCAUGGAUUGAGGUAGAUGGUGGAGUUGGCCCAAAAAAUGCUUACAAGGUGAUUGAGGCUGGAGCCAACGCAUUGGUUGCUGGCUCUGCUGUUUUUGGAGCUCCUGAUUAUGCUGAAGCUAUCAAAGGGAUCAAAACCAGCAAAAGGCCUGUAGCAGUUGCAGCAUAAACUUUUCAUUCUGGAUAUGUAUUCAGACGACAAACAGAACCAGUUGGAGGAGGAUACAUCGAAACAAGUACAACAAGAAGAGUGAAUUCAGAAGAAUCAUGAGAGUACUGCUUGUUGUAUAAUUUGAAUGAUGAAGUUCCACAUAUUAUUUUGGCUUGUAGAAAAAAAUGCUACAACCUCUGUUCCAGCGCUUGCUUUUUCGCCUUUACAAAAUGUAUAUUACGAUUAUAAAAAAAUGAGCUCAUUCUUCUCUUCCAA